AUGACUUCUCCAGGUCAGGACAUGCCGGACCGCAGCCUCUUCGAUGACAAGAAGUUCUGGCUCUCACACUAUGUCCCUCGGCGCACUAUGUUGAAAGAAAUGAUUAAGAGUCAUGGUGGCACAGUUGUGGGAGAAGAAAGAUCUGCAGAUAUCAAAAUAGUCGAUCAUAGGCAAAAGAAUCUCCCCGCUGAUUCCUAUUCCUAUCAAUUCGUGGAGCGCUCUGUGCAGAAUGGGAAACGCGAAGAUAUCGAGCCUUAUCGAGCUGGUCCUUCGGCCCAAAGACCUGUUGGCGCAUCACAUAUUCCUAGAAAAACCACCAGAACGGAGUAUACCCUGAAGGAUGACCAAAUUCUCUUUGACUGGUUGUAUCCUUAUGAGUUAGAGGGUAACGCACCGACUUCGGGGAACAGCAUCUACAAGGAACUCGCAGAGCAGUUCCCUCAUCAUACGUACCAAUCAUGGCGCUCUCGGUAUCUCAAAAACAUUCGUGGGAGGCCUCGCCCCGGUGGCGGAGAACCCAAACAAGACUUGUCCAUCAGACAAGAUCCCCGUUUACCACUACACCCUGCCGCAGAACCAGCACUGGGACCACUAUCAUCGCGCAUUCCUACAACAUCCAAACAGAAAGUUCCCCCCAAGCCUUCUCAGUCCAAGCCAUCUGACCAAGAUCACAACAAAAGAAAGCGGGCUUCUACCGGUGAAUCACCUUCUCAUCGGCGUAGUGAAAAGGGUCCGUCUUCUCCCAAAAGAAGAUUAAUGGAAACCUCGGAAGCCAUGGAUUCAAUGGCGCAAAAUAUUUCCAAUAGACGUGGUCCAAAACCGCGCGGAUCACCAAUGCGGUUAUCCAGCCGAUUAUCCUCAAGUCCAGCGACGUCUUCGAAGGCCAGUCGAACCCAUCAAAACCCCCCACCCCAACAAAAUUCCCUGGAGGCUACCACUCCUAGCCGACCAGCGCCGCCACAGAACGAAACAAAGCCAGAGCAGAAUCAAGCUAUCCAAUCUCAGAACAAGGCCAGCAGUAUGGCCAAUUCAUUGUUUCUGGAGAUGCCAUUUCCACCAACCCCAGAGCCAGAGCAAAACCAGGAUACCCAGCCUCAAAAUGGGAACUAUAUGGUCAAUACGCAGCUCCCGACAGUAUCAUUACCUUCACCUAAUCCACAGCCCGAACAAACUCAGGCUGUUGAAAAUGAGGCCGAUAUAAUCAAGGCCCUGCUUUUGGAGAAGCCAUCUCCACUAGCUAAACCAAAUACGGAGCAUAUUCAGGCAGCCCAGUCUCUUAAUGAGACUAUGAAGGUCAAUUCUCUGCUUCUGGAGAUGCCAUUUCAUCCGUCCAGUCCAGAGCCAGAACAAGACGAGAAUGAAAGUGAAAGUGAACACGAUCAAGAAACUCAUCCAGACAUUGACAGCUGGAUUGACGCUCGAUUAACCCGAGGCGAUGUGGAAUUGCCUGUCAUACUUGAAGCAUUGCAAAGCACAAGUAUGAACCCGGAAUACGCCGAGCUAGUGCUAGAGCAAUUCGCCGCUGGAAAGGGAGUUCCCCAUGAUAUGCCGGGAGUAUGGACGGCUGAGGAUGACAAAUGCCUGCAAGGUGGAGAUCAGCGUGACAUUGAACGUUUAUUCAAGACACACGGCGAAGAAUUAUGCGAGGCUAGAUACGAGUUUCUUAGGCUUAUGAGCGACUAG
Molecule: messenger RNA, 1683 nt
Organism: Penicillium pulvis
Lineage: Eukaryota; Fungi; Ascomycota; Eurotiomycetes; Eurotiales; Aspergillaceae
Product: putative transcription factor Rap1
Exons: 4
Coding region: 1-1683 (560 amino acids)
Biological process (GO): telomere maintenance via telomere lengthening; regulation of DNA-templated transcription
Cellular component (GO): shelterin complex
Molecular function (GO): telomeric repeat DNA binding
Source: RefSeq, a predicted model, not a curated record